AUGGCAGCGAUCAAUGACUCGGACGCGGAGCGCUACCAGAAGUGGUACGAUCCAGACCUUGAAGAAGUCAACCCGCAGAUCAGACACCUGCUGGAGACGUAUUCGAAUAUCCGGCCAGCAGAUGUAGUGAGCCAUGUCAACAAAAUUCGUGCGCGAGGCUUCGCUGCCAACCCCUAUCCGUGCAUCGGCAACUAUCGUUUCCUGAAUCUCACUCUGCUCACUCAUCCACUCUACAAGUCGAUUAUCUCGAAGUUGCAAUCCAACUCAUUCGCAAUCUAUUUAGAUCUGGGCUGCUGUUUUGGUCAGGAUUUGCGCCAGCUCGUUCUCGACGGAGUGCCCUCAUCACAGCUUGUCGGGCUUGACAUUGAAGGCCCAUUGAUGGACUUGGGUUACGAACUGUUUCGUGAUCGUGGAACUGUAGAGAGCAAGUUCGUGGUUGUCGACAUCUUUCAGGGGGAGGCACAGGGGGAACCCUGGACAGAAUUGGUCGCCAAGGGAGCCGAUGUAGUGCACUGCUCUGCAUUCUUCCAUCUCUUUCCACUUGCACUACAAGUUGAUGCCGCGAAGGUCAUUUCACGAGUAGUCAGGAAAGGCGGUAUCAUUGUGGGAAGACAGAGUGGCAGUGUCAAGCCCGCAGAAGUCCCAGCUAUCAAAGCCGGGACUACAAGCUUCAGGCAUGAUCUGAACACUCUGGCUGAGAUGUGGGAGAACGUUGGGAUGGAAACAGGCACCAAAUGGAAGGUAGACGGCUCUCUGGAUGAGGUUGGACUUCAAACCAAAAUCAAGAACGCGGUCGAAGAUGAGAAUUCUCGGAGGUUGUUAUUUACCAUCACGCGCGUGGAGUGA
This is a messenger RNA of Penicillium atrosanguineum, 846 nucleotides long. Its product is annotated as class I SAM-dependent methyltransferase. The record is from RefSeq and is a predicted model, not a curated record. The transcript has 2 exons. NCBI's taxonomy places the organism in Eukaryota, Fungi, Ascomycota, Eurotiomycetes, Eurotiales, Aspergillaceae. Gene Ontology annotation, molecular function: S-adenosylmethionine-dependent methyltransferase activity. The coding region runs from base 1 to 846 and encodes 281 amino acids.